Messenger RNA from Orycteropus afer afer, 2043 nucleotides. The record is from RefSeq and is a predicted model, not a curated record. NCBI's taxonomy places the organism in Eukaryota, Metazoa, Chordata, Mammalia, Tubulidentata, Orycteropodidae.
AUGCGCCGGACUUCCGCGUCGUCCGCGCCCCUCCCAAGCCCCGACUACUACGAGAGGCUGGGUAUCCUCCAGCAUGGGCUGCGGGACAGUGAAAAGAAGAGAUUGGACCUGGAAAGGAAACUUUGUGAAUACAGUCAGUCUGAAGCAUUCAGAGUUAAGCUGAAGUAUGUAAAGUUAAAGAAAUACCUGAAGGAAAUACGUGAAUCAGAAAAGGAGGCUAUGACUCGAAACCAGGAAUAUUUAAAGCAAUGUGAGCGUGUACAAGCUCAUAUUGGACACUUUACCACAAAUACAGAGAAGCUUCAAGAACUAAAGAUUAAAUAUGAAACUCAAAUUAAGAAGAUAAAACUACUCUCAAAAGAUAGCCUGGGAAUAAAAAGUAAACUGGAAGAUGAAGACAAGGAAAAGGUUAUAAUCCAAGCAGGAAUUAACUCGGGGACAUCCAUGUCAAGAGGAUUGUAUCAGCCAGCAACAAUCUUUAUGGGCCGCCAAAUGUCAGCCAUCUCAAACAUUGGAGAUUUCCGUACAGAGCAAAAAUCCCAACCCACAAAGAACUUUUCAAUUCCUGACCCACAUUCUUGCCGACAGACAGCCCAAAGCAGUAAUGUGACAGACAGCUAUGUAGUACAAACUAAUAGUGACACACAGUGCUUAAAUAAGUCUGACAAAAUAGAUGGAAAGACAUCUAUUCAGAUUGUUGAGGAAAUGCCAGUCACAGCCAGUAUAUUGUCUGAAGGGGAAAAAACUCAUUGCUUGGAGAUAGGAAGCAGCACACGUCAUGGCAAGAGUAAUUUAUCUGAAAGCAAAAAGUCUGCUGAACUUCAUUCCCUGUUACAGGAAAGAUUAAGUCCAGAGAACAGAACCACUGAUUUAAAGUGUGACAGUUCCAGAAGAUCAGAAGGAUCAGAGGAAGAAAUACUGACACAGGGACAUAUUGAAGUCAAGGAAGAAAGAGUCAGACUGCCAGUCUCUCCGAUAUCAGUUUCAGAAUACUAUGCAUCUGAAAAUAAGUGUUCUCAAGAGAACUAUUCUGCUUGGGAAGAUAUCUUAGAUCAUCUUCCUCAUGGGGACCCAAAGUCACAGAGACCCUUCAGGAAAACGCAGGAGGAGCAAGAAGAGGAAAGUCUGAACAGCAGCAGUGACCUCACAGUUUCUGUGAGUGAAGAUGAUCUGAUUUUAAAGAAUCCAGAACCACAGCCAAUUCCGUGUGACAAGAUGGAAGGAGAAGAUGGAAUAAAAGCCUUAAAAUUAAUCCAUUCUGAGCAAGAAAGAGAUGUCCUAGUCACUGAAAAAAAAAAUUGUGUUUUGCAAAAUAUAAGCUGUCCGGAUUCAAAAAAGGAAUCCUCUACCAACUCAUCAACAAGACAAUCUGAACAAUCACCACACUCAGAGUUACUGAGGGCACAAUUGGGUCAGCAUGUCACCACCUGGAAAGAACAAGAUAGUUCUCUCAAAGAAGAGGAGGUAGCAUUCUUGAAAAAAGCCCUUACAGAAGAGUGUGAGGAUAGGUCAUCUAUUCACAGUAAUGAAUCAUCUUGCAGCUUGCCAUCUAUUCUGAAUGACAAUGGUGGAAUAAAGGAAGCAAAGCUCGGUCUGUGGCGCAACAGUGUUCGUACAAGGGAACACGAAGUUUCAAGCAGCUGCAGGGAUAAGAGUAAGGAAGAAAGUGUGGCAACAAAGAUUCCAGUCACAGAAACAAAAGCCUACCAGUUACUGAAACAAUCUACCCUCCAGGAUAACAUACAUCAAACUGAAGACAGAUUCCAGAAGGCGAGUGCUUCCACAUCACAGUUGUCUGGUUUGAAUAUUGGCAGCGGCACAUUCAAGACAAAGACAACUAACAAAAUCGCUUCGGAAGCAGAUUUUUCAUCUAGCAAAGGAAGUCCUUUGUCAAGGCAUGAAAACAAAAGGGAACUAACUGCCGACUUAAAAUCUAAAGCCUUCUGGGGUGAAUCUGAUGAUAGCAACUCAGAAAUUGAAGCUGCUUUACGUCCUAGAAACCAUAACACAUCUACUGAUGAUUUUGAUGAUUUUUAUGAUUAA